Molecule: messenger RNA, 1094 nt
Organism: Protobothrops mucrosquamatus (brown spotted pit viper)
Lineage: Eukaryota; Metazoa; Chordata; Lepidosauria; Squamata; Viperidae
Product: intraflagellar transport protein 56
Biological process (GO): intraciliary anterograde transport; intraciliary transport involved in cilium assembly
Cellular component (GO): ciliary base; intraciliary transport particle B; ciliary basal body
Molecular function (GO): protein binding; intraciliary transport particle B binding
Source: RefSeq, a predicted model, not a curated record
AUGGGCCAGUUUUAUUAUUCUGCCAAAGCUUUUGAUGUCCUUGAAAGAUUGGAUCCUAACCCUGAAUAUUGGGAAGGCAAAAGAGGUGCCUGUGUUGGUAUCUUCCAGAUGAUUGUCGCUGGCAGAGAGCCUAAAGAUACUCUAAGGGAGGUACUGCAUCUCCUGAGAAGUACAGGCAACCCCCAGGUAGAGUACAUUGUACGUAUAAUAAAGAAGUGGGCCAAGGAGAACAGAGUUCCUGUUUAAACAGUGUGACCAAUGAAUGGAAGGCUGCUAUCUAUAUUGUGCCUGGCUGGAAUACUGUGUCAUUUUGUAGCAGAGCAAAGAUUAUAAAAAUACAGAUCUAUUUAUUUUUACAGAUAAUUAAAUGUCUUUCAUGAAAAGUAUGCAAAUGUCAUGUAUUGUGAGAAUUUCAUUUUGACUCUUAUACAUCUCCUAAAUUUUAUUUUAUGCUAUUAUUACUGACUUUGUUGUACAUAUUGGCUUUAAUCUUCAAAAUGUGUGACAAUUGUGUGACAAUCAGUACUUUUUUGAGACAGUUCAAGAACUUGCAAAAUACAGAUUUUCCCAGGCCCUAUUUUGAAGAAUAGAAAAAGAGCUCUAGAAUUAGAUUUCAGAUUUUAGUUUUUAAAAGACCCCCGUAAAGAAUCUGAAGCUAAACACUUAAAAUGGAACACAGUUAAGAAAAUGAUGACCUGAUUAAAUAGUUUUCAUUGUUAUGAUAUAAUGGACAUAAGGAGAAGUAUUGUAAAUAAAUAGAUAACGAUCCAUUUUCAUUUUUAUCAAAGAUUGCUGUUCAUAUCUACAUCUGUUUCUAUAUUUUUCUUUCUGAUUAAAUUAGGGCUAUAAACUUGUCAUUCUAUGAUGAAGUAUUUUUUUAGUAUAUUGGGAAAGUAAAGUUUCAAGAAUAUAUAUAAUGCUUAAGGAAAAAUGUCUAAACACAAAAGAACAUUGGAAAUCCAUGAUAGAAUAUGUAUUUAUCUACUUGUAUAUGUUGUAUGUAAAUAAUAUAAACUGAUGUUGUAUAUUCAUUACACAUUUUUUUCAGUCUCUCCUGGAUUUAAUUCUGGAGCAAAAUCCUAAAAUAAAUUCAU